This is a messenger RNA of Tribolium madens (black flour beetle), 1021 nucleotides long. Its product is annotated as cathepsin L2-like. Bases 20 to 649 code for a protein of 209 amino acids. Gene Ontology annotation, biological process: immune response. Gene Ontology annotation, cellular component: lysosome. Lineage: Eukaryota; Metazoa; Arthropoda; Insecta; Coleoptera; Tenebrionidae. The record is from RefSeq and is a predicted model, not a curated record. Gene Ontology annotation, molecular function: cysteine-type endopeptidase activity. The transcript has 3 exons.
UUACAAAACUUUGUCCGAGAUGAAAUUGUUCAUAAUACUGACAUUGGCAAGUUAUGCCUUCUCUGCUACUAUAAGUGACCAUCAACUUGGAGUAGAAUGGGAAAAUUUCAAAAAAGAAAACGAUCGAAAAUAUCUCGGCGCUGAAGAAGAAGCGUUUCGUAAAGACCUUUUUGCAAAAACCUUAAAAUUCGUUCAAGAACAUAACGCAAGAUACGACCAAGGACUUGAACAGUUCACACUAGGCAUUACUAGUCUUGCUGACUUUACAGAUGAGGAAAAAGAAAGAGUUAUCUCGUGUUCACGUCCAACAGAUAUGUCCAUGUUGUCUAACGAAAAUGUCCGUGAUUUUAGUCAUAUUAACAUCACGGAUAUACCAAAAGCAAUUGACUGGAGAGCACUAGGAUUUAUGUCGAAAGUCAAAAAUCAAAACAAAUGUGGUUCUUGCUGGUCAUUUUCAGCUAUUGGUUCAACGGAAGCUCGCUUAAAUAUAAAAAGUAAGACUUCGAAACUGCCGACACUUAGCGAACAACAAAUUCUUGAUUGUGCACCUACCGGUGAUUGCAAUGGUGGUUUCGCCCGAGAAGCAUUAAAAUACCUUGCGUUGAAUGGGGGCAUCAACAGCGAUUCUAACUACAAAAUUUGUAGCUAAGACAAACAAAGAAUGUCGUUAUGAUAAAACAAAAUCUGUCGCAAAACUUACUGGAUACGGAUACGUUAGUGAUGAUGUUACACAGAAAGAAUACAUUUUAGCCAAAUUAGUAGCCACUGAGGGCCCUGUUAGUGCAGCAAUUUAUAUUAGCAAAAAUGAUUUGAACUAUUUUGGUAAUUGGAAAAGUACUGACAUUUAUGAAACUAAAGACUGUGCUCAAUCAAUAACCAAAAACAUGCUCAAUCAUGAAAUUGUUGUUGCUGGUUACGGCAGCUUAAAUGGAAAAGACUAUUGGUUAAUUAAAAAUUCAUAUGGUGAAAAUUGGGGAGAUAAAGGAUAUAUGAAACUACUACGUAAUGGACCCACGCACUG